Molecule: messenger RNA, 2648 nt
Organism: Onthophagus taurus
Lineage: Eukaryota; Metazoa; Arthropoda; Insecta; Coleoptera; Scarabaeidae
Source: RefSeq, a predicted model, not a curated record
CAUCCCCAACGAACCCAACAAUAAUGCUCCACUACUCUCGCCUACAAUUAGCGACAAUCGUAGCAGUUCCGAUCGUUUCAAUAAUCUUAAUAUGGACCGUAGUAAUUUUCUACAAAAACCGAAAAAACUGGAGAUGUUUCGACACGGCAAUCGUCGCGAUAAUCGUUCAAAGUAUAUUCCGAAACGUUUCGAUAAUCGUUUAUACCGUUUUACAAAUGAUCGAGCAAAGUGCAAUUCGGUUCGAAUAUUGCACGGUAUUCGUGUGGAUAUUCAAUUCGAUUCACACGUUCCAAGCGAGCACCUUAUCCACUUUAGCGGUAAUCGCAUUAUUCUCGAUCCGAUUAUACCGGAAGCGUGAGCGAUUAAAAAAUUAUUUAACCGUGGCCCAUAUGGUUUAUCAUCUUUUUUGUUUAACCACUUUGUGUGCUUGCGUCGGGGUCGCUGCGAUCUUAGCCAAGCAAAAAUCGAAAGAAUUCGCCACGAUUUCGUUCGAUUUUUUCCCCCUAAAUCUUUGUAAGUUUAUGCCGUACGAGAUGGAUGUUAAAUAUAACGUUUUUAUAAUCACUUUGCAUUCGUUUUUGGCGUUUAUUUCGUUGGUCGCUUUCGUGUUGACGUGUUAUAAUUUUUACGCUUGCAAGAAAGACGUGGGGUUUGAGUAUGUUAAGAAAUCGAAUUCGGAUUUGAGCGAGUUAAGUUUGGCGUCGCAACAAGGUGGUUAUCCGAGGCAUUAUUUGGAGGUUUAUAAAAACGAUCAUCGGCAAUCGGAUGAUUUUCGAAGCUCGGAAGGUCAUCGUCUUCACCAUCAACAGUUACAGCAAUUACAACAGCAGCAGUUACAUUGGAAUAGUGAUACUUCGAAUAUUUCAACGACUGUUAGCUCGACGAAUAGUCGAAGGCCGUGUUUGGGAAGAAAAAUUAAUAAUGAGGACGAAGUGGAAAGUGUGGGAUUGGAGACUAUUUUACCGAUUUUAACUGUUUGUUAUCUAUUCAACCAUGUACCUGUGAUAGUUUUGUGUUUAUUUCCUUGGUUCAUAUCGCCAUGGAGUGUAGCAACCGCUGCACUUUGCCUCGGGCUGCUUCAGGACAUCUUGGUGCCUUUGAGUCUUGGUUUGGUCGAUACCAGAUUUUGUCAGUGGGUCUCAAACGUUUAUCGCUGUUCAAACCGGGAGAAGCUCAACGAAAAAUUACCCCAAGUGGGUUUAGAUGGAAAAUUUCGCCCCUUUGGGGGCCACCACCACCCAGAAAUCCCCCAACAAUCAGAAAUCAUCAUCGAAUCCUCCAACAACGAAAUCCACCACCGUCAACAUCACCACCACCAACAAAAAUCAACCCAAUUGAAUCAAGAACCGAAAUUUCCCAUCACAAAUGGUUCUUUGUACACAAGUAUUGAUGGAAGGGUUCCAAUUAUCCAUAAUUAUCGGAGACACAAAGGAUCGAGGAACUUAGAAAGUAGUCAUUUAAUUAAUUUGGGGGUCCACGCGACUUAUUUGAGGCAACAAGAGCUUCAAAAACCACAUCAAAUUGAGGCGAUUAAUCAGUUGGAGUAUUCAUGUUCGAGUUGUGAUGAUCAAAGUAAAGGAGAAAUGGUUCAAAUUGGGGUUAAAAGUCAUCAAAAAGGUAUCCAAAAUAAUAAUAGUAAUCAAAAAAGAGUUAGUUUGAGUCAAAACGGUUUAAAUCGUUAUGGGAUGGCUUCAAUUGAUGGGGAUAAAAAGGUGUUUAAUCACCACCAAUUAAGAUUAUCGAAAAGUGAGGAUAGUUUGGAAGAUUUCGAGAAACGAAACUUUGUGGUGAGAGAAGAUUUCGAAAGGAAAAUCCUCCUCCCUUUCAAUAAAAUCGAGAAAUUAAGCGAAGAAAUCGAUUCGGAUGAAGAUUCCUUUUCGGAUAGCAUUAACAUCAAUAAAACAAGCAAUUUCGAUUCUGAUUCAAGUACGAGCUCGUUUUCGAUAACAACAGAAGCAAACGGAGAUUUUGAUUUCUAUGAAAUCCGCCCAAAAAGCCCCCAAUUAGAUUUUAUAACUUCGCAUGGCCACGAAACUUUCGAAUAUUUACGAGAUAGAGAAGAGAUUUUUAAUAAUCAAAUCAUCUUGAAAACGUUCAAACCAAAUCAUAACCAAAAAGAUUUAUUAACUUCAAAAUCGAAUCACAAAGAUGUUACCAUAAAUUCCUCCUCGGAUUGUUGUUCGAAAAGUGCCAAAUUCGACGUGAACCGUAACUUUAAAAUAACAAGAUCGAAUUCGAAACGAUCGUUGGAAAAUUUUCGUGCUUUUAUUGAUAGUGAUUAUGUGACGACGAAUAACGAUGUUCAACAACGGUCUUAUUCGUAUUUGUGUUUGGAUGAGACGAGUGGAGGGGUGGGGUUUUUGAAUUUGGGGAAAGUGAACGGGUUGAAACCGGAAGCGACUUGGUCCGGGUUGGAUUUGGCGCAGAAGGAGUCGUUUGUGAGAUGCGUUUCUGGGGCCGGGGGGAGUGUACCCGAUUUAAAGAAGAUUUUUAUUUCUGAUUAUCUAUAAAUAUAAAUGAAAUUAAAAAAAUUUUAAAAGAGAAAUUUCGUGAUUUUUGAAUGAUGUAGAAAAUGAUUAAACCCAAAGAAAAUGAUUUUUUUUAUUUAAUUUAAUGUAAAUAUUGUAAUAUAGAUUUUUUCGUUUCGA